Messenger RNA from Paramecium sonneborni, 1082 nucleotides. Lineage: Eukaryota; Ciliophora; Oligohymenophorea; Peniculida; Parameciidae. The record is from the annotation of a GenBank genome assembly.
AUGAUCAGCAAAUGCUAUAUAAAUUGUGAGAUCAUUCUAGAUUUCAAUAGUCUUCUUUUUUCAAUACUAAAAAAGUAAAAUCCUGAUUUAAAUUUAAGUAAAUUUAUCGAAUUUAUGUAAUCAUAGGUUUGAAUGAUGUUUAGGAGAAUCCCCAAAAAUUUUUAGAAACUCAAGAUUUACUAAUUUAAAAUUUAUGCAUUAUAAAACCUUAAAUAGGAGCUAUAGAAACAUGUAAAAAUCAUAAAGAAUUGAUUUAGUAUAGUUUCUGGAAUCCUAAAAUAUUUAACCAAUAAUCUAUUCUCAAUAUUCUAAAUAACUGUAAAAUCACUUUCCUUACUUGAAAUGGGAAGAAUUUACAGAUGAAGAUAAAGGUGGAAUAUUUAUAGAUCCAAGAUUAGAUUAUUGUGAAUAGUUACUUAAAAAAGAUUUGAAAGUAGUUUUAUUCAAGAAUCAUAAACUUAAAGACAAGGAUUAUUGGAAUCAAUUAUUAUAAAAUAAGAAUAUUAUUUUUGUUGAAUCUUGGGAAACAUUUCCUUGGUAAGAUUUUAAAUUUCUGACAAAACCGAUUUUUUCAGCAGAAUAAUACAAAGUGAAUGAAUGUGAUAAUGCAGCAACUUAAUAUUGGAAUACAUUUGUAAAAUUGAAUCCAAUAGAAUUUACAAGUAAAAUAAUUCAUGGAAGAAAUAGAGGAGGAACAAUGCUUGGAAUACCUACAGGUAAUGAUUUAUAAUAUUUAAUAUAAGCUAAUUUAUAGAUAAAUGAAGAGAUUUAAAAUUUAACUAAAAGUUUAUUGCCAGGAGUAUAUGCAGGUAUAACUUAUCUUGAAAAUGUAAAAUAUGGUGGGGUUUUAUCAAUUGGAUAUAAUCCAUAUUUUUUAGAUACACCUCAAACAAUUGAAGUUCAUCUUUAUGGAGAGUUUUAAGAAGACUUUUAUGGUGCCAAUCUAAGAUUAAUAAUAACACAUUUUAUCAGAGCAGAAUCUGAUUUCAGAACUUUUGGUAUUCAAUAUAAAUUGAUUUAUAGAUCAUCUCAUUAAAGCAAUAAGUAAUGAUAAGAUUAUUGGGAGAAAACUAGUUUGUUGA